UUGCAUGAUUCAUAUAUUGCUCUUCCCAGUACAAAGACGGUCACACAGACACAGAAGACCGAGACAUCCAAUAAACAUAAUUGGAAAUUUACAGAUUUAGUAAUCCUAAAAAGGAAUCCAGGAAGUCGGAGGAGUCCGAGAAUCAUUCAGAUCAAGACGGUGACAGGAUCAGAGGGAAGGAAACGAUUGUUAUUUAAAGACUCAGUUUGUGGACGGGAGAGAAUGAUCUUCAAACAUCACCAGUUUGGCCCCUGGGCUGCUGUGUCAGUUCUCCUCGGUGUGUUGGUGGAUGUGUCCGGUGGAAUGAUGAGUGUUCAGCUGAUCCCUCAGAAUCCGGUCACUGGGGGAUCUGUCACUAUGAGUGCUACUGGGAUUACUGGGAGAAUUCAGACUUUUACUUGGUAUAAAGGACCGAGCGUAGACAGAGAAUAUGAAAUCCUUACAUAUACCCCUGGUGAUAAGAUCCCACUUAUUCCUGGACCUCUUCAUUGGAGUAGGGUGACAGCUUUCCCUAAUGGAUCUCUACAGAUCUCCAACCUAGAUAGAACUGACGAGGGAAAUUACAGAGUAUUGAUACAAACAGAUACACAAAGCCUUAUAGUUCUAUACUUGAAAAUCUAUGACAUGGUUCAUACACCAAAAGCUUCUACCUCAUUUCCUAAGGAAAGUGAUGCCGUCACCCUCACCUCUCCAAUAGUGUGUAAGACUACGUGUCCCUCUGGCAAUGAACUUGAUGGUGGGAAAAUUGCUGUAAUUGUUAUUGGAACAGUUAUUGGGAUAUUCAUCCUUGAAGUCAUUGUGUACUUUGUUUUAAAGAAAAAGAAAGGUAAACCAAGUGGUUCAGUAUAUGAGAAUGAAAAUGUUUCUCAACAACACAACAAUGAAAUGACUUUCCCAAGAUCUGGGGUGCAUCCAACACAAGAUUCUACCUAUGCGCAAUUAUCACAUAAGAACAGAUCCAUAUACAGCACCAUAGAGCCUGCUACUGGAAUAUAGAUUUCCCUCCAGCAUUUCACUGAUGUAACUUAACUGGAGGUAAUGUAAGAUCUGCCGUAUGUAUCCUCAUCCGUCAUAAGAGAGGACAGCGUGUCUAUCAUGGAUCUCUCCAGUCCUCAGACUUUCCUCGCCCUGCAAAAUCUCUGACCAAACCUUCCACACACUAUUCAUUGCCUUCUAAUGUAACCACCCAAGUGCUGAUACUGUAUGGGGGGUCAAUAAACGAUGCAGAAAGCCCGCUACUAUGAUUAAAAUUCUUGUUGGUAUAAGUUGAAAAUGCCAGAGAACAAUAAAGCCCUGUACACACCAUAGGUUAACCAGAGGACAACAAUCACACCUACACA
Messenger RNA from Rana temporaria (common frog), 1340 nucleotides. Its product is annotated as carcinoembryonic antigen-related cell adhesion molecule 16-like. Lineage: Eukaryota; Metazoa; Chordata; Amphibia; Anura; Ranidae. The transcript is spliced from 8 exons. The record is from RefSeq and is a predicted model, not a curated record. The coding region runs from base 223 to 996 and encodes 257 amino acids.